AGCUGUGAAUCAGAAUGAUCUCGUGAUGAGCCCAUCCUUUACAUUUCAAUAUUGUGUACAUUACAAUACGAAGAAAGGCAAAAUUGAAGAAAUAUUUCAAUAAAAAACUGUGACUCUACGUUGUGGAACGAAAUAAUAAGUUUGGGAAUGAAGAAAUAAUCGUUUUGGUCAUAUUUGCUGUAUCCAGUUACAAGUGCGGAAGUGAAUCAGAAUGAUCUCGUGAUGAGCCCAUCCCUUGCAUUUCAAUGAUGUGUACAUUAUAACACGAAGAAAGGCAAAAUUGGAGAAAUAUUUCAAUAUAAAACUGUGACUCUACGUUGUGGAACGAAAUAAUAAUUGUGGAAAUGAAGAAAUAGUCGCUUUGAUCAUAUUUGCUGUAUCCAGUUACAAGGAAGUGAAUCAGAAGGAUGUCGUGAAGAGCCCAUCCCUUACAUUUGAAUACAACACGUCUACACUAAAAUACAAUGAAAGACAAAAACGAAGAAAUAUUUCAUUAUAAAACUGUGAAUUUACGUUGUGGAACGAAGGAAUGAGUUUUGAAAAGUAGAAAUAGUCGUUUUGGGUUAUAUUUGUUUGAAGUUCAAAUAAAGGUUUCACGAUUAAAACCAAAGAUUCGAUUUCCAUUAAAACUUGAAAAAUGGCUUCACCACCUAAAAAACUGAAGUUUGAGGCAAACGGAUCUCGUUUAAGUAAACUUUUGAUAAAUAUAGGAACACAAGCCUUGAAAGAAAAAUUCCAAACUUUGUUAAACCCUUUAAAUUUGGCAGCAAAAUUCAAUGAUCCUUCUACAAAGAGUAAGUUGACAUCACUAAAAUUCAAAGUCAUCAGCAAAAAGCAAUGGAACCUUCUUUAUCCAUCAACUGGUUCACCUGACAUUAAAAACUUUGAUAUUUCAUUAUUGACUGUCUUAUUGCGUAACAUAUGUGGUCUAUCAGCGCCACAUGGUGGAUGGAAUAAUCCUUCUUCUUCAGAUACUUCAAUCUCAGCAAAUAUUGCAAGAAUAAAGUUUUAUCGAAACGAAGUGUACGGUCACAUAACUAAAACUAGUGUAGAUGAAAGUGAGUUUGAGCGCUUGUGGGAUGAAAUCUCAAAAGCCUUGGUUGGUCUGGGUAUUCAACAAACUGAAAUAGAUGAAUUAAAGAAAGCUCCACUCAGUCCUGAUGAAGUAAAAUAUAUUGAAAUAUUGAAAAAUUCGUGUAAUGAAGAAGAUGUGAAAGAAUUGAGAAAAGAUCUUGCUGAAAACAAAAAAAAUGUUAAUGAAAUGAAAAAUGACAUGGAGAAAAUUAAAGAAAGCAUGCCAACAAAAGCUGAUGUUGCAGAAAUAAAACAAGAGGUAACAACCAAAUUCAAUUUAAUAGAAGCAAGAGAAAUGUUACUGGGAAAAACAUGUUCGAAUCUUUCGAAGUUUAAUUUCAAAGGUCUUAUAAAAGAGCUUAACACAAAAUACCUUAAAGGCACUAGACAAUGGUUGUUUGAAAAACUCGACACUUGGUUUAACGAUACAAGUGAAGAUGCUUCUAAUGUCAUGAUUUUGAUUGCCGGUCCUGGCGUUGGUAAAAGUGUCUUUGCUGCUGAGGUUUGUCGACGAUAUUCUGAAAAGAAGAAACUUGCUGCUUCUCAUUUCUGCAGAUAUAAUCGAUCAGAUGAGAGGAAUCCUCGAAUAUUGAUAGAAUCAUUGGCCUGUAGCAUGUGUGAUACAAUAUUAGAUUUUAAAUGUAAACUGAAUGAAGAAUUACAGAGAAAACAUUCCUACGAAUCAGUCACCGAUGCAUUCCGUGUUUUAUUAAAUAAUCCAUUGCAUUCAUUGGAAGAUCAUGAACCAAUGCUUUUGGUUAUUGAUGCCUUAGAUGAAAGCCAAGUUGAUGGCAAAAGUGAAUUGUUGGAAUUGAUUGCAGAAGAGUUUGACCGACUGCCUAAAUGGAUUAAAAUCUUCAUCACCAGUCGUCCAGAACUUCCUGUUCAAAAGGAGUUGAAAGACAUGAAUCCUGUGGAAAUUACAACUCAUGCUCGUGAUGAAAACAACGAAGAAGACCUGCGCAAGUAUUUGAGACAUCAGUUGAAGAGUAAUUUCUCCAUUGCUGACAGGUGGCACAAAGACAGUGAUGACAGUAAUGUCUCAUUUGACAUUGAUGACGAUGAUCGUGAUGAAAACAAGGAAGAAGACCAGCGCAAGUAUUUGAGACAUCAGUUGAAUAGUAAUUACUUCAUUGCUGACAGGUGGCAAAAAGACAGUGAUGACAGUGAUGUCUCAUUUGACAUGGAUGUCAGUGAUGUCUCAUUUGACAUGGAUGACAGUGAUCACUCAUUUGGCAUUGAUGACGAUGAUCGUGAUGAAAACAACGAAGAAUUCCCUCGCAAGUUUUUGAGACAUCUGUUGAAUGUUCGGGUGCAAGGAUAUCCCUACGCUCUUCAGUCAUUAGUUGAAAAAUGCGAGGGCUCAUUUCUGUACGCUUACCACGCACAACUGAGUUAAAAAAAAGAAGAAAUUGAGUUAACUGUCGAGAAUAUUGAACAAUUGGUUCCUACUGGAUUGAGUAAAUUUUACACAGAACAAUU
Xenia sp. Carnegie-2017 is the source of this 2556-nucleotide messenger RNA. RefSeq lists its product as uncharacterized. The record is from RefSeq and is a predicted model, not a curated record. NCBI's taxonomy places the organism in Eukaryota, Metazoa, Cnidaria, Anthozoa, Malacalcyonacea, Xeniidae. Bases 638 to 2473 code for a protein of 611 amino acids. The transcript is spliced from 5 exons.